AUGGUACGAGCAAAGACUUGGGCCUUAGGGCCCAAUCUUCACGACCCGAACGUGUUUGAGUCGUUGGAGAUCUUGGAGUCUCGACUUAAAGAGAUGUUCGAGCCGCCGAGAGCCGAGUUCAGAGCACGCUCUGCACUCUUGAGGCUUAAGAAAGGUAAGCGUGGUGUGCACGCCUACGCACAGCUCCUGCGCUACCUUGCGAGUAGCGUCACAGGAAACCCUGUUGUUGAGCACACGCGCAUCAACGUGCUCAUCUACGGCCUUGUGGAUGAGCCGGUGGAGACCUACAUGUUCCGAGAGGACUUCCAUACGCUGGAAAGGGCGAUAGCGUAUGCGGAACAAGAAGAUUUUAGCCUGAGACAGUCUCAGGCUAACUCGUCCAACUAUCGUCCACCGAGACGAAAGGAAACAGGAAGUCCCGAAUCUAUGGACCUAUGUUACAUCAAGAGCGAGAACUCUCGCUCUCUAAGUCACAAGCAAACGGCAAGAUGUCAUCGCUGUCAGAAGAUUGGACACUACGCUCAUGAGUGCAGUGUCCCAAUCACCGCAUCACGUUCGAAGACCGGACGUGAUGACCACCGUUGGCCAAGGAAGGGUCCAAGGCGUGGAUCCGACCAUGUCUCUAAACCGCGACAGCAAGUCGGACCGCCAAAAAGCGGUCAGGGUCAGUAG
This is a messenger RNA of Peronospora matthiolae, 672 nucleotides long. NCBI's taxonomy places the organism in Eukaryota, Oomycota, Peronosporomycetes, Peronosporales, Peronosporaceae. The record is from the annotation of a GenBank genome assembly.